AUGACGGCAAUAGGGCGAUCGAGGGCCAAAAAGACCGCAUACAUUGCUCUUGGUCUGAUUGCACUGGCUGCUGUGUCGUGCGCUACAUCACCUCAGGACCAUGCAGUUGCGGAACAUAGACAACAGUACGAAGUCGUAGACCAAACAUCGGAAGCCUCUAGGGCGUACAAACAGGCACUCUCGACACUAGCCACCCUUACAGCGCUUCCGCCGUCGCAAUCGGAAGAGCCAUCGCCAUGGCAUACAGCAAAUGGCAACAGCUUCCAGCUCUCGUCCUUCGUACCGAGUAUGCAAGGUCAUGGCCCAAUCGCAAGUGCGAUGCGGAUAGCCGUCAAGCUUCUCCAUCAUUCCUGGCUGCCUUCCUCUCUUACCGGGUUUGUCAAGGACGAACUGACAGGUGGCCGUAGAAAGGAUGACGAGCUGCACGGCAAGGCAGUCAAGGUUAUCGACUUGCUGCAACAUGCGGCCGAGCUCGGCAACAUGGAUGCACUGUACACACUGGGAGAGGUGUCUUUAUUCCCGCCGAACAGCUACUUCCCUUCGGAUCCGGAGACGGCCUUCAGCGCGUUUGCUACACAUGCCUCGCGCACCGGUAACGCGUCCUCGCAAGCGGUGCUUGGCUUCUUCCAAUCGACAGGUUAUCAUGAGGUGGUUUCCGUAGAUCAGGCGAAGGCACAGCUGUACUUGACAUUUGCUGCCCACGGUGGCCACAAAGGCGCGCAAAUGGCGCUGGGGUACAGGUACUGGUCAGGGAUAGGUGUUGCAGAGGGAUGUAUGGAUGCUUUGGACUGGUACGAAGAGGCCGCUGAGCAGGCGAUGGCGAAGUUCAUGUCAGGGCCUCCAGGAGGAAGAACGCUGCCACUAGCCGCUCCGCGGCUGUCUGAUCUUGUCGGUGGCAUAUACGGACCCGGCGCAAGCGUGGCCUCGACAGGCCUCAAUGCAGCCCGUCCUGUGAUCAAGACGGCGAAUGCGCGAGCAGCAGGAGAGACGUGGGAGGACCUGCUGGAAUACUAUCUGUUCAAUGCCGACCGCGGAGAGGUUGACUUUGCAUACAGGCUGGGCAAAAUCUCUUAUCAGGGCAGUAUCUACACCCUGCCUGGCGGCAUCGCGUCCGGAGGCGAUGGCGCAAGCAUUGUUCCGAGGGAUUUUGCUCGUGCGCGGUACUACUUCCUGCGCAUUGCCCGUGCGGUGUGGCCGCGCGAUCCCUCCAGCCCAGGCCAACCGCAGCCUCCCACAAAGGAAGAACAUUCUACGCAGGCUGGAUACGCCGCGCUCGCUGCGGGGUAUUUGGGGCGCAUGUAUCUCCGUGGCGAGGGUGUUAAGCAGGAUUUCGCUAUGGCGAAGAUGUGGUUUGAUCGCGGCGCAGAGUUCGGAGAAAAGGAGAGUCAUAAUGGCCUGGGCAUCAUCUGGAGAGAUGGACUGGUUGACGGACGGAAGGACUUGAAGAAGGCCAUUACGCAUUUCGGUGCUGCUGCCAGCCAGGAAUUGGCAGAGGCUCAGGUGAACCUGGGGAAGAUUCAUUAUGAGCGUGGCGAUUUGAAGCUUGCCGCAACGUAUUUCGAGACGGCUGUGAGACAGGGCUCACCAUUUGAAGCAUAUUAUUACUUGGCAGACAUCCAAAGCAGGCAGGCGAGGAGCUCGAUAACUCCUCCGAAUAUUGCUGGCAGCUCAUGUGCGAUCGCCGUGUCUUUCUACAAGCUGGUUGCGGAGCGUGGCGUCUGGGACGAAGACCUUAUGAGGGACGCAGAGGUUGCCUGGAACACGGGUACGGAGAGAGGUAGUGAGAUGGCAAUGCUCCGCUGGUGGAUUGCUGCUGAACGAGGAGUCGAAGUGGCGCAAAACAAUCUUGCAUUCGUGCUUGAUCAAGACAAGAGCAUACUGCGCUUUACCCGAUUUGCUCCCCAUUCACCAUCCAACGACACUGCCCGGCUAGCAUUGACCCAGUGGAUACGUUCUGCCGCUCAGAGAAAUGUUGACGCAUUGGUCAAAGUGGGAGACUACUACUACCAUGGUCUGGGCGUCCUUGACGAGCCAGAGGAAGCACGGUGGGAGAAGGCGGCAGGCUAUUAUCAAUCUGCGGCGGAUACUCAGAUGAGCGCUCUGGCGAUGUGGAACCUGGGGUGGAUGUAUGAGAAUGGUGUCGGAGUCCCUCAGGACUUCCAUCUCGCAAAGCGGCAUUAUGAUCUCGCUUACGAGACAAACAGCGAGUCGUACUUGCCCGUGCUGAUGUCUCUCGUGAAGCUGCAUUUGCGCAGCAUCUGGCACACGCUGAUGGGCGGCACGGGUGGCCUAAGCAUCUGGGGAGACGACGAUGCUGAUACUAUCCCGACACGACAGUCUUCUGCCGACAGGCAAGAAAUUGAAGACGGUCGCUCGGAAAAGGUGGAUAACGUAGAAAACCGCGAAGAAUUAGAUGAGUAUGACGACGGCCCGUGGUACCUGGGUAAGGCCAGAGACGAGUUCAAUCGGCGUCGAAGAGGCCAGGACUUAUCUCAAUUGAGCCGCGACGAAGACGAUCCCGUCCAGUGGGCCCGCCAGCGGAGACAGGCCGAGAACGACCGCGACGGGGACUUCGGUCCUGAAGAUUACUUCGAUGCCGCCACGCGUGGACAAAAUCGCGGCGAUGAGGACGUGGAUGAAUUCCUCGAAACCAUGCUGCUCGUUGUCAUUUGUCUCGUUGUGUCUAUCCUGCUCUACCUACGUUCUCGAUGGGUGGAGCGCUUGCGCAGAGAGGAGCAGGAACGGCUGCAGCGACAGGCAGCAGGUCCGAGAGCGCCUGGUCCGAACGCCGAUCCGGUCCCACCAGGUGAUGAGCGGCCUCAAAUGGAGGACUGGGAGUUGGCGUUGUUGCGAUGAAGUUUCCACACGUCGUUUUGUUCAUUUGUUUCGUAGCUACCUGGGGUUUGUUUGUACUAUAUAUCCACAAAUACCCGCCCGAGUGGGCCUCAGCAC
Messenger RNA from Laetiporus sulphureus 93-53, 2952 nucleotides. Its product is annotated as HCP-like protein. NCBI's taxonomy places the organism in Eukaryota, Fungi, Basidiomycota, Agaricomycetes, Polyporales, Laetiporaceae. Bases 1 to 2856 code for a protein of 951 amino acids. The record is from RefSeq and is a predicted model, not a curated record. The transcript has 11 exons. Gene Ontology annotation, biological process: ERAD pathway. Gene Ontology annotation, molecular function: protein binding. Gene Ontology annotation, cellular component: endoplasmic reticulum membrane.